Messenger RNA from Mercenaria mercenaria, 4065 nucleotides. RefSeq lists its product as uncharacterized. The coding region runs from base 875 to 3679 and encodes 934 amino acids. Lineage: Eukaryota; Metazoa; Mollusca; Bivalvia; Venerida; Veneridae. The transcript is spliced from 3 exons. The record is from RefSeq and is a predicted model, not a curated record.
AGGAAAUAUGGAAUGCGUAUCACGAUUAAUUAUAUUUGAAACACUGUUAAAGAGAAGCUGAUGAAACAGAUGUACAUUAUCUUUGAUUACUGCUGCUUACUGCUUUUUCUGGCGAUGAGCAUGAACACUGAGCAGCAAGCCUGUGUUAUUUGUAAAGUAAAAGAUGAAGGUCCUACUGCUAAGCUUGGUACAAAGGGGUGCAUGAGUUUAGUGACAGUUAGCAAGAAGAAAGGUGAUCUGCUAUGUGUUUCUCCGGGCCAGAUAGUACAUCUUGAGUGUAGGAGGGUCUACUGUCACCCAAACCAGCUUAGAACAUCAAAAGAAAAGUCUGAUUUAAACUCUAGUGUAAAGACACGGAAAUCUGGUGAAACAGCAUUUGAUUUUGAAAGUAAAUGUAUCUUUUGUGGUACUGACGCAAAACAAAAUGAAAAUAAAAGAGGUUAUGACGUUUUCCCAGUAAGAACUCUUGAAUUUCAGCAAACAAUAAAAAAUGUGUGUAAACAGAGAAAUGAUGAAUGGGGAAAUGAUGUACUUUGUAGGCUUGAAUUAGUACACGACCUUCCAGCUGCUGAAGCUCGAUAUCAUCAAGUUUGUAGCGUUAAUUUUAGGACAGGUUAUCAAAUUCCUACGCCAUAUAAAUCUCCUGUUAAUUCUCAAAAAAGAAAAAAAGGUAGACCAACUAAAAAAGAAAUAGAAGACGCAUUCUUUGAUACCAUGAAGUAUUUUGAAAAUUAUGAACAUGAUCAAGUAACACUGUCAGAUCUUGUGAAAAUUAUGUCAGAGAUGUGUGGGGAUGAUGAAGCAUAUGGUACAGCUUAUAUGAAAAAAAGAAUGAUUGAACAUUUUGGGGAUGCUAUCAUUAUAUCAGAACUGAAUGAAACAUGACGUUGUAACAUUUAAAAGUACAGCUCAUUCCAUUUUACAUUCUUUUUAUAAUAGAAAUGGCAAACAAAAUAGUGAAUCAGAACAGAAAGCUAUCAUACUAACAGCAGCAAAACUUAUUUUCAGUGAUAUAAAGUCUGGCGAGUAUUCAAAAGAAAUUUAUCCAACAGCAUCCGAAAUUAUGUCACUUGAAUCUAACCUUAAGUAUGUCCCUGAAAGUCUCCAAAUAUUCCUAAAUAAGAUAAUUGAUAACAAACAAGGAGAAAAGAAGAUUGCAUCUAUAGGUCAAGCAAUUGUGCAAGCUGCUUGCCCAAGGAGUGUUAUCGCACCACUACAGAUAGGUUUAGGUGUGCAAGUCCAUCAUCUAGUUGGCUCUAAAAUGCUACUUGAAUCUUUACAUAGUCUUGGUUUCUGUUCCUCUUAUCAAGAAGUUCUGAAAUAUGAAUCUUGUGCUGCAGUUACACAGGGAACAACUAUUCACACAACUAAUAAUGAAUUUGUGCAAUACAUAGCCGACAAUGUCGAUCAUAACAUUUGUACAUUGGAUGGACUGAACACAUUUCAUGGGAUGGGCAUAAUUGCAGCUGUUACUCCUAGACUUAAAACGAAUCAAAUUAUCCCACGUGUACAUGUAGCAAAUGAAGAGGUAACUGAUAUUGCAAAAAUUGACAUUCAUUUCUACAAACAAAAGAGUAACAAAAUGGAAGAGAUGAUAUUUAAACAUUUAAUUGAUUUAGCAGACAUUGAAGAACCACUGAGAGAACUUGACUUCCUGAUUAAAAUUGCACGACCGUUGGGAGUACAGUCACCAGGUUGGUUCGGAUUUAUGCAUAUGGUACAUCAUGGAAAGUAUCCCGGAGAGUCAUCCUUGGUGUUCAUGCCUAUGAUUGAUAUGAGUGCAAGUGACCUGUCUUGUAUCUUUUCAACGCUGCACUUUGUAGUAUCACAAUCUAACCAAUCGAAUACAACCCCGGUUCUUACCUUCGAUCAGCCUCUGUACUGGAAGGCACUCAAUAUUAUAGAAAAUGAACCAAGUGAAAGCAAGAUUAAAUCAGUCGUGGUACGGUUGGGUGGAUUUCAUACCGAGAUGAGCUUUUUAGGGUGCAUUGGCAGAAUAAUGGAAAAUACUGGCCUGAAAGAACUUCUUGCGACUGCUUAUGCUGAAAAUACAGUUGGACAUAUGCUUGAUGGUAAAGCUAUAAACAGGGCAAUCAGAGGACAUUUUCUUGUAGAUGACGCAUUAAAUGUUCUGCUGCUUGAAAAACUGCUGGCACAGAAAGAUCAAUCUUCGGAUAGUAACAACAAUUCUAUCCAAACUAAAGACGACACAAAUGAUAACAUUGAACCAGAAACUGGAAGUGACAGUCUCAAAGAAGAAGACACAGAACAAUGUGACAUCCACGAAGUGGAACACACAGAACAAAAUGACAUUCGCAAGGUAGAAGAAAGGGGACAAAGUGACAUUAACAAAGAAAAAAGCACAGAACACAGUGACAUUCCUAAAGUAGAAGACAUCCAUCAUGAUAUAUUGAAUAAGAGACGAGCCCCGGAAUCUCUGCAAAAUAACAAAACAAUACUUGAAUUGAUGGAAAGCUAUGAACAAAUGAAGUUGGACCUUUUGAAAUAUAAAACUGCUAGGCUUUGGCUGCAACAUAUGGAAAUGAUAGAUAUACUAAAAUCAUUUAUCAAAGCAGAGCGAACUGGAAACUGGUGUCUACAUCUGAAAUCCAUGCAGAAAAUGCUGCCAUUCUUUGCAGCAGCCGGUCACAACCUGUACCUGAAAUCAGCUUAUCUGUAUCUGCAACAGAUGAUAAGUCUUCCUGAUAGCAACCCACAACUUCAUAACGCAUUUUGCAAUGGGUUUCAUGUUGUACGCAGGGGCGAUCGCUACUGGGGAGGUCUUUCAACGGAUUUGGCGAUAGAGCAGGUCUUAAUGCGAAGUGUUAAGUCGGUCGGUGGUCUAACUAGAGGAAGAGGGAUGACAGAAGCACAAAGAGCACAUUGGUUACUUUCUGUCCCUGCAAUGGCUGAGAUUAAUAAUGCAAUGCAGGAAUUUACAGAGCAUAGAUUAAUAACAAGUGAGCAGCAUAAGGAAAGUACAGAAUCAAGAAUUAAAAGAGACGAACUGGACAGAAAUACAUUUAUAGACUUUUUAAAAGAAAGAAAUCCAUUCGCAGAAGAAGUAGAGUUAAGAAACAUUGAAACAGGAGUUAUUGCAGAUAAAAAUGUAAAUGCGGAUACAGCAAAAGAAGUUGGUGAGGGUAUUAUAAAGGGGAUGACAGAUCAAAAAGUUAUCGAGUAUACAUUUAAAAGGAAGAAUGAAGCUGUAACGUUAGGAAAAAAGAACAGUGUGAAAGUUGACGGAGCAGAAAUACAUGUUGAUUCACAACUUCUAUUCGAACGUCUUAUUGCUGUUGCUGACAUAACAUUAGAUGAGAAGGAAGAUAUUUUCCAGUAUGAACUUUGUGGCAACCCUUCCUCUCUGUUUGAUUCUGCUGGACUUUUGCGCGAACCACAAAAACCAUUAUUGGCCAAGGCUAUAUGGGACCAUAGCAAAUGUGGUACAGACAUUAUAUCAGAUGAAACUGUUCAUUAUGUCUUAGAUGGUGGCUCGUUAAUUCAAAGAAUUCCUUGGUCAUGUGGAUCAUCGUUUGAUUCAAUUUGUUCAAGAUAUACAGAUUACGUCGAGAGGAGCUAUGGUAAAGCACAUGUAGUGUUUGAUGGCUACUGCAACGGUCCGUCAACAAAAGACGUAACUCAUGAGCGAAGAACAAGGGGGUCGUUGGAACAGAAGUAAAAUUUGAUGGGAAAACACCAUUUAAAACAAAAAAGGAGUCAGUUUUGUCAAACAAAGAAAACAAACAAAGAUUUAUCAAUCUUCUAACAAAGCAUAUGCAAGACCGGGAAAUUUGUGUUUUAAACGCUGGUGGUGAUGCUGAUGUUCUGAUAGCUGAAACAGGAGUAAAAUUAGCGAAGGAUUUUCCAACUGUUGUUGUUGGUGAGGACACCGAUCUACUCGUUUUACUUCUUUAUCAUGCAAACGAAUCAGACAACAACUUGUACUUCACAUCCGACUCGAAGAAUUGUAUGAAAAAGAAGAGAAUAUGGGAUAUAAAAGAGACAAAAUGUGCAUUAGGUUAAGAAACGUGCAGAUUAUUACCAUUUGUUCAUGCUUUCAGCGGG